GAAAAAGUUAACAGCAGAAUCAAACCAGAUGUGACUCCACCAGUUUAUUUACAUUGUAGGUGGCGGUGUGCACCCGCCAUGAUGGUUUGUGACCCGUCAGGAAGAAGAAGAAGAAGAAGCAGAAGCAGACCUGCCCGCCAAUUUCGAAGGAUAAACACAAACACCGUCGUCCUCUUUCGUCUGACUUUACUAUGAAGAAAGUUACCACAUAACAGCUCACAUUUCUUUGUCAACAAUGAAUUCCAGUGGAAAAGGAUGUGCUGAUUCAAGCCAACUUGCUGCCAGCAAUGACAGCGACUCGAUCAAAGUCUUUGUUCGAGUACGACCUCUGACCCAGAGUACUGGGCUGACCACAGAUGGGGACCAACAACUGUGUCUCACGGUCACUUCACCCAACACCAUCCGUCUGCUAUCAAAACCAGAACCACGAACCUUCACUUAUGAUCAUGUUGCAGACAUGGACACGUCUCAGGAUGCUGUAUUCAACAGUGUGGCAAAGAACAUUGUUGAGUCUUGCAUGAAUGGAUACAAUGGUACUAUAUUUGCCUAUGGACAAACAGGCUCAGGAAAAACAUUCACCAUGCUUGGACCAUCCGAGUUGGAUAACUUCACAGAUGAACUCAGGGGGGUUAUUCCUCGAAGUUUUGAGUACCUGUUUUUUCUCAUCAACAGAGAAGUGGAACGGUCUGGCCAGGCCAAGAGUUUCCUUUGCAAAUGUUCAUUCAUUGAGAUUUACAAUGAACAAAUUUACGACCUUCUGGACACAGCCUCAGCCUGCCUUUUUCUCAGGGAGAAUAUCAAGAAAGGCUUGUUUGUUGAGGGAGCUGUGGAGAAGUUUGUCAACUCAGCCGCUGAAGCCUACCAGGUGCUGUCUAUGGGCUGGCGUAAUCGACGAGUGGCCUCGACCUCUAUGAACCGAGAGUCUUCCAGAUCUCACGCAGUGUUCACCAUGACUUUGGAGUCCAAAGAGUCAAUCAAUGAAGUGGUGAACAUCAGAAUGUCCCAGUUGAACUUGGUCGAUCUUGCGGGGUCUGAGCGACAGAAAGACACACACACAGAAGGCUCCAGACUCAAGGAGGCCAGCAGCAUCAAUCGCUCCCUCAUGUGUCUCGGUCAGGUGAUCAUGGCACUGGUUGAUGUGUCCAAUGGGAAGAACCGCCACAUCUGCUACAGAGAUUCGAAACUCACCUUCUUGCUCAGGGACUCUCUUGGAGGAAAUGCAAAGACUUACAUCAUAGCCAAUGUGCAUCCUGGUUCAAAGUGUUUUGGAGAAACGCUGUCCACCUUGCAGUUUGCUCAGAGAGCAAAGUUGAUCAAGAAUAAGGCCAUCAUCAAUGAAGACACACAGGGAAAUGUGAGACAGUUACAAGCUGAGGUGAAGAAGCUGAAAGAGCAGCUUGCACAAGCACUUGCUUCUCGGUCUGUGGACUAUGGGAGAGAUGUAGCACCAGGAGGACCUGAACUCCCCAGAGGUCCAUACAACGAAAAUCAACAUGAUGUCUCAUAUAAAGCAAAGUUCAUGGCUGCCGUUCGUCUGUGGAGGAAAAGAGAAGAGGAGAAGAGGAUGCUGCAGGAGAAAGUGGCUAAGCUUGAGGAGGCGUGGACCCAAAAAGACAAGUUCAUCCAUUCCAGCCGAAUGAUUGUCAGGUUUCGGGAGGACCACAUCUAUCGCCUUGAGAAAAAAUUAAAGGCAGGACAAGUCUUACUGUCGGACAAGGAAUCUCAGACUCUGAUUGACCAACUGAAAGAAGAGAUAAAGAUCUUGAGAGAUCAGGUUGAACAUCACCCAAAGAUGACUCGAUAUGCAGCGGAGAACUUCAGCCUCAGAGAGGAGAACCGUCAGCUUCGUUCUCUUGAAUCAGUGGUGAAAGCUCAAGAAGCUGCGGUCCAAAUUUCUGCCGAGCUGGAAGAGGCCUUCCAGAGAGUCAUGGAGACAGAAACUCCAGCAGCCUCUUCGACCCCGGCUGUAGAUUCUGCCUCUGCAGCUACAAUUGAGAAGCUGAAGGCUCAGCUGCUUCAGAAACAGUCUGACCUCACAGGCGCCUUUCAGGCCUUUGAGGAGUACAAAGAAGUUACCAAGAAACAGAUAUCACGGCUGGAGUCUGAGAAAAGAUACCUUGACAAGUCCAACAGACAUUUGGAAAACAUUUUGGAAGCCACAAAUGCUCACAAGAAACACGAGGUCUCCGAGUUGAACAGAAUUCACGUUGAAACUAUAAAGAUUCUCACCACGCCCACCAAAGCGUACAACUUGCGGACCCGUCUCGUGCCUCUCUCAAGCCCCGAACACCUGAAUGGGAAAGACGAUGAUGCAGAAGACAUUUGGACUGAGCCGCCUCCUUCAGACAUGACCGAGAUGGCCUUAACUGAGGAACUGCGUCAAGUGCAGGAACAAGUGAGCCGUGUCCAGACGCAGUUUAAUGAGGAGGAGCUGAAGAACAGCAAGCUGCUGCAGCAAAUUGCAAAACUUGAGGAGCAGAUUACUGUCAUGUCACAAGAGUCUGAACGCAAGGAUGAGCUGCUUUCUUCUGAGCGAGCAAACAGGAAUAGAGAUCAUCUCAACCUGCAGGAGACUGUCAAUGAUCUGCAGGAGAGCCUGCAGUCUGAACAGCAAGCUGCAGAAGUGCUGAGAACUGAGAUCCGUGAUCUUCGCGUGGUGCUGCAGUCGUCCGAUAAGGAGUUGGCCGCUGUGAGGAACGAGUUGAGAGAUGUCCAGAGCGAGCAGCACAAAGAGAUGAGCACGCUCUCCAACAGUCUGAUCAGCACACAGCUUCAACUUGACAAAGUCCAGCUGGAAUGGGAGCAGCUUUUGGAGCAGCAUCGGUCACUGCAGGACUCAUUUGAUCAACUCCAAGCUGAGGCCAAGUUUGAGGCUGAUCAGGCGAAACAGCAGCUGCAGGACAGGCAGCAGGAGAUUGAUGAACUGAAGGCGCAGCUCAUGGAGCUGAAUAAUUCUCUGCAAACUGAGCAAGCACACACGAGCACCCUGAUCUCCCAGUUAAGAGAAAACAAAGAAAGUACAUCAAAAGAACUUAUUGAAACGGUGGAGCAGAAUACGCAGCUUAGAAAACAAGUCUCAGACCUGACGGUACAGACCCAACAACAGGCAUCCAAAACUGUGGAUCUCGAGCAAAAUUUGAGCUCUGCCAACGAAACGAUAAAAGGCUUGGAGCAGAAGAUUGAAGAGGACAAAGACUUUGUUCUAGAUCUGAUUAACAAAACCAGAGACCUCCGCAGUGAGCAGAGUCAGAAGGACGAGAUCAUCACCCACUUGUCUGAAGACAUCAAAGACAUCACAGCCAAGUAUAAUGCUGCCUGCCUUGGAAGGGACGAUAUCCAGGAGCAAAACUCUAAGAUGCAGGCAGAAGUCUGUGACCUGAAGGAAGCUUUAGAGAGGCGGGUAGCAUCCGACAAAAUAGAGGUGGAGGUGUUGCAGGAGGAGGUUGUUUAUGCCACUGAAGAGGUUGAGAGACUCACUAAGGUCUUGGAUGAGCAGAACAGCCUUCUCCAAGCAUCUCAAGAGCAAAUGGCCCAGAAGGACAUCAUGAUACAGAAUCUACAGCAAAAGGUGCAACAACAGCAAGAAGCUGUCGAAAGAACGAUCAGAAAUGAAAGCUUCAAACCCCUCGCUGGACUGACAGUGACACCUAAAUCAUUACCAAGGACUCCCUGCACUCCAGGAAGUUUCAAUAGAGACCUGACUCAGGUGCUAGAGAGCCAGGAGAGGGAGCUUGAGAAUCGGCGCUCCUCCAUGAUGACCAUGGAGAUUCUUUUAGCUGAGCUGAACGCAGAGAGGGCCGCCAAGAACGAGGAGAUCCAAAGGCUGAAGACGCAGCUGACUGAGAAAGAGAUGGUCCGCAUAGAGAUCCAGGCUUUACUUGACCAGUUUUACACCAAGCAGAGCCAGCUGACACCAAAUGGAAACAAAAAUGGUGAGGAGCUGAAUGAAACCAUCAAGCAAUCUGUACUCAAAGAGCUACAGGAAGAAAGAGAAGAGAAGAUCAAAGUAAUGCAGAAGCUGUCUGAUACUAAAAAACAACUGCAAGCGCAGGAGUCGAUGUUGGCCCAGUCUCAAACCUGUGUUCAGGAGUUGACCACUGAGCUGAGGAACCGCUGUCUACAGUUGAGAGACCUGAACCAGAGGAUACAGGAUGAGGAGAAACUACUCCAGGAGAAUGAGGUUCUCCGUAAGCAGAAUGUUCAGCUGUCGGAGGAGAACGGAAAACUUGUUGGGCACAAGAACCACAAACAGAGGAUUGAAUAUCUGGUGAAGCUGAAAAAGGACAACACAAAACUUCAAGAGGAAAAUGAAAAGCUCAGAACGGAGAUUAACUUGAUGCGAGAAAACAUUGGAUGUCCUCUACUGGAGAUGACGUAAAUCCCUGAUUUUUAAUUGUUUUAAUUGAGGUGCAUCUUUUCCAGUCAAAAAGGCUUCAAAGACAUUCAGGGAGUGUGCAGUAAUGACUUUGCUCAUUAUAUGUGUUUAUAUUAUAACAUCUCUUAUAUAUUUUUUAUUUCCCAAGAGGCAUACUGUACAUACAUACUGUAUCUUGACCAGCAUGGGCAGACCAGCUGUGACAGACCAUUAGUCCAGCUCUAUUUUGUCUUGACCUUGUUGGGUUUCUAACCACAAUGCUGGUAACCACAUCAGAAUGUGAAAACUUUUUUAGGUGCUUAGUUCUUUUACUGUGGUCUUCAUCUGACCAUCUGAGCUGUAUUCUUGUAAUUUACCAUCUUACUGAGGCGUAUAGCCAGUGAGUUUUA
Plectropomus leopardus (leopard coralgrouper) is the source of this 4764-nucleotide messenger RNA. It is a transcript of the gene kif15, whose product is annotated as kinesin family member 15. Lineage: Eukaryota; Metazoa; Chordata; Actinopteri; Perciformes; Serranidae. Gene Ontology annotation, molecular function: ATP binding; microtubule motor activity; microtubule binding. Gene Ontology annotation, biological process: microtubule-based movement. The record is from RefSeq and is a predicted model, not a curated record.